UAAUCAUUCUCGUUCCUCUCCUUCUCUCCCUCCUUCCCUCUCUCUUUCUCUGCCACUGGACGAUAUGUCUAAGAUCCGGUGGUCUCGCUCUUAAAGUUUUUGUAUUCCUCUCCCUCCCCUCAAACGUCAAUUCCCCAACCUAGAAAUCUCUCUUCCAUUUCAAAAAUCCAAUCAAACCCUCAAUUUCUUCCUCUAUCUUCAACAACCCAACCCAUUGUAAAUCUCUCUUUUUUUAUUUUUCAUUUUGUUUGGUUCUAACAAUGUUGUUUGAAUUUUAGGGUGUUUUCCUUUGUGGGUUUGGUAAUAGAAUCAGGGAAGACAUAGUGGAGGAGGGAGAAAUUGAACGGGGCAAAUUUUUUGUGUUAUUAGUUUGAAAAAUGGGUGUCAUCUCAAGGAGAGUAAUGCCAGUGGUCGGCAACCUCUGUUUCUUUUGUCCGGCGAUUCGACCUAGGUCUCGACAGCCUAUAAAGCGGUACAAGAAGUUGAUGACCGAUAUAUUUCCCCGGUCUCCGGAUGAAGAACCCAAUGAUCGAAGAAUUGGCAAACUUUGUGAAUAUGCUUCAAAGAAUCCUCACCGCAUACCAAAGAUCACAAGUUCUCUUGAGCAAAGGUGUUACAGGGACUUGAGAAAUGAGAACUUUCAUUCUGUAAAAGUUGUCCUCUGUAUCUACAGGAAGUUGUUAGUAGCUUGUAAGGAGCAAGUGCCAUUGUUUUCAACCAGCUUGCUCAGCAUCAUACAGAUUGUGUUAGAUCAAAUGAGACACGAUAAGUUGUGCAUUAUUGGAUGCGAGAUUCUUUUCGAUUUCAUCAUUAAUCAGUGGGAUGGUACUUACAUGUUCAACUUAGAAGGGUUAAUUCCAAAACUUUGUCUUCUUGCUCAAGAAAUUGGGGAUGAUGAUAGGGCGAAGCAUUUGCGCGCUGCCGGACUUCAAGCACUUUCCUCAAUGAUCUGGUUCAUGGGCGAAUUCUCUCAUUUGUCAGCUGAAUUCGAUAAAGUUAUUUCAGUGGUAAUGGAAAAUUGUGGAGAUCAUAAAGAGAAGGGGGACGGUAUUCAUCAAUCUAGCAAGGAUGGUUGCAUUGAAGAAGAGUCAAAAGUUGAAGAUGUGAAUUCAACACCUCAUCGUGUCAUUACAAGGGUUGUGUCUUGGAAGACAAUUGUGAAUGAGGCAGGCAAAAAUAUGUCCUUGGAUGAAGCCAGGAACCCUGAAUUUUGGUCUAGGGUUUGCCUACAUAACAUGGCCAAGUUAGCUAAGGAGGCUACAACUGUACGGCGUGUAUUGGAGUCCUUAUUCCGCUACUUUGACAAUGCUGACCUCUGGUCCACUGAACAUGGGCUUGCACUUUCUGUAUUGCUGGACAUGCAAUCAGUAAUGGAGAGUUCUGGGCAGAAUACACAUUUCUUGCUGUCCACAUUAAUCAAGCAUCUGGAUCACAAGAAUGUCUUAAAGAGCCCUGACAUGCAAGUACAUAUUGUUGACAUUUCCACCUGCCUUGCUCAAGCAACAAAGGCUCAAAAUUCUGUGACAAUACUUGGUGCAUUUAGUGAUAUGAUGAGACAUUUGCGUAAAAGCAUACACUGCUCUCUGGAUGACUCAAACCUAGGGACAGAGAUAAUCGAAUGGAACAGGAAAUUUGGAGAAGUUGUGGAUCGGUGCCUUGUGCAAUUAUCACGUAAGGUUGGAGAUGCUGGCCCUAUUCUUGAUGUUAUGGCUGUGAUGUUAGAGAGCAUACCAAAUGUUACAGUGAUGGCCAGAACCACAAUUGUUGCUGUUUACCGAACUGCUCAAAUUAUAGCAUCUAUACCAAAUUUUUCAUGCAAAAAUAAGGCUUUUCCUGAAGCAUUGUUUUAUCAAUUACUUCUAGCAAUGGCCUGUGCAGAUGUUACAACAAGGGUGGGUGCACAUCGUGUCUUUUCUGUUGUUCUUGUCCCAUCUUCUGUUUCCCCUCGUCGUAACUCAAUGACUCCCAGCUCAGCUAAGUCUGCUGAUUUUCAAAGGACACUUUCAAGAAAUGCAUCCGUCUUUUCUUCUUCAGCUGCACUCUUUGAGAAAAUAGUAAAGGAGCAAUGUUCUCCUCCGCAAGGAAAUAUAUCUCAAGAAAGAAUAGACGAAAUUCCAGAUGAGAAGAAAGAACAAAACAAUCCACCCAUACUGAGCCGAUUGAAGUCAACUUACAGUCGAGUUUAUAGUGUGAAAAGGCAGCCAUUACCUCCUGCAAACACAGAUGAAGAGGAGGGAAUUUCUCUGAAAUUGAGCACUAGACAGAUCAACUUGUUGUUAUCAUCACUUUGGGCACAGGCCAUAUCUCCUCUCAACACACCUGAAAACUUUGAAGCAAUUGCUCAUACAUAUAGCCUGGCAAUAUUAUUUUCACGAAGCAAGAACUCCAGUCAAGAGGCUAUGAUCAGAAGUUUUCAACUAGCAUUUUCCUUGAGGAGCAUUUCUCUUGAUGGAGGAGGCCCAUUGCGACCAUCACGAAGGCGAUCUCUCUUCACCUUGGCUACAUCUAUGAUAAUUUUCUCAGCAAAGGCGUACAAUGUUCUUCCUCUAGUUCCUCGUGCCAAGACUUCCAUGACGAGUAAUAUGGUUGAUCCGUUUCUCCAGUUGGUUAAUGAAUGCAAGUUGCAAGCCGUUAAUACUGGAUUAGACAGUGUGGGUAAAGUUUACGGAUCAAAAGAAGAUGAUGAUGAAGCCUUGAAGUUGCUUUCAUCAGUGGUUCUAGCUGAGGACCAAUCCAAAGAAUCCUUUGUUUCCAUGAUAGUAAAGUUUUUUGGGAAUUCAUCAAUGCCAGAGACUUCCGUCAAGGAGAAGUUGCUUAGAGAUUUUGCCCCCGAUGAAGCAUGUCCCAUGGGGGCAUUGUUAUCAGUGGAGACACCCGAUCUGAUGGACCAGGCUGAUUCAAAAGACAAUGGGUCUCUGAAUGAAGUUAAUGAGCCUAUGAUUGCAAUAGAUGAUGACAUGCCACCUGAUCCAUUUGAAAGCCAACCAGACACUGAUGUUCCGCUGAAGAUGGAAAAUCCCAGCCUUCUGAGCGUCAACCAACUUCUUGAUUUGGUUUUGGAGACAACUGGUCAAGUUGGAAGGUUCUCGACAUCUACUCCAUCUGACAUGCCUUACAAGGAAAUGGCUAGCCAGUGUGAAGCCCUUCAAACCGGAAAGCAGGAGAAAAUGUCAGGUUUCAUGAGCACACAACAGUUGAGAGAAAGUGUAAUGAGCCACCCACCUCAUCAUGACCUCAACCAGCCAAAGAAUAUCGGGAAUCCAUUCCUUGACCAGAACCCCUUCAUACCUUCCCCCCCAAGUUUGUGUGCAACCCAGCAUCAAUCUCACGAAUUCUAUAGAUUACCAUUAGCAAGCCCCUACGAUAACUUUCUCAAGGCUGCAGGUGGUUGAAGACUGAGGGGAUGCAUCUGCCAUGAACAUUGGAAGAGAAAUUUAUGGUUUUUGCUAAUUCAUCUAUAUAUCUGUUGUUCCCUUGAUUAUUUUCUUCUUUUUUUUUUUCCUUUUUCUUGUCUAUAGUGUUUGGGAGAGGGAUUUCUUGUAAUUAAAUUCCUCCCGGCAUGGUCAUAUAUAUAUAUAUAAUCAAUUUGAUUAAAUUGUAAAAGAUGCCCGGUUUCAUACUUGAUUUUGGGUCUGUAUAUUGAUGAUUUUAUUCUUUAUAUCUUAAUUACGAGUGGGCUACAUUGUGCAUGCCUUACAAAAUGGGAUUAGUGUUCUUCUUACUUUGUUGGCAGCCCAAGUUUAUGGUCCAAAUUCAUAGUGAUCAC
This is a messenger RNA of Diospyros lotus (date-plum), 3766 nucleotides long. RefSeq names its product protein SEMI-ROLLED LEAF 2-like. The record is from RefSeq and is a predicted model, not a curated record. Lineage: Eukaryota; Viridiplantae; Streptophyta; Magnoliopsida; Ericales; Ebenaceae. The transcript has 19 exons. Bases 378 to 3392 code for a protein of 1004 amino acids.